Molecule: messenger RNA, 2235 nt
Organism: Zingiber officinale
Lineage: Eukaryota; Viridiplantae; Streptophyta; Magnoliopsida; Zingiberales; Zingiberaceae
Product: casein kinase 1-like
Exons: 14
Coding region: 540-1988 (482 amino acids)
Biological process (GO): peptidyl-serine phosphorylation; endocytosis; signal transduction
Cellular component (GO): nucleus; cytoplasm
Molecular function (GO): ATP binding; protein serine/threonine kinase activity
Source: RefSeq, a predicted model, not a curated record
AGCUAAGCGAUUAUUACAUGUUUCAUUUUCGCGGUGACUUUUGUUGAUUUUUUCCGCCUUGUUUUCUCAAUCCAGAUCUUGGCAACCGCCGGAUCGGUUCCUUUUGUGGGCAAUCGGCGAUCUUAGCUCCCGGUGGAGGGGUUUUUCGUCACUCAACUCGGCGGAUUUAAUCUUCUAGGAUAUUUCUAUGACGACUUGUUCGAUCAGAAUCGGUGGGCGGAGAGAAGCAUUCAUUGAAUCUGUUUUCGCAGGUGCCGGUCGCUUUGCCGAGGUUGUGUGUGGUGUCUGGGUGGCGGUGCCGCGCUCCGAAUCGCUAUGAUUUGAUUUUUUAGGGCUUCUAGAUCUGAGAUUGAAGGACUGAUCGUGCCACUCUACUGUGAUCGAAUUCGUUGUUCGUUCUGUCCGUUUUUUAUUUUGGGGUGGAUGAGAGUUGUCAUGCUAAAUUCUGGUGAUUUGCGUUAGGGGAUUGAUAAUCUAGAGAUCUGUGGCUUUGUUCCCAUUUGAUUGUUGUGGGUGUACCAAGGACAGAAUACUAAAUCAUGGAUCACGUGAUCGGUGGAAAAUUUAAGCUGGGAAAAAAAAUUGGAAGCGGUUCUUUUGGCGAGCUCUAUCAUGGCGUUAACAUACAAAGUGGAGAAGAAGUGGCAGUUAAGCUGGAAUCUGUGAAGACCAAGCAUCCUCAGCUUCAUUAUGAGUCAAAGGUGUAUACACUUCUCCAAGGAGGAACCGGAAUCCCCCAUCUGAAAUGGUUUGGUGGAGAAGGAGAAUACAACAUCAUGGUCAUUGAUAUUCUUGGUCCUAGUCUUGAAGAUUUGUUCAACUACUGUAACCGAAAGUUCUCGUUGAAAACAGUCUUAAUGCUUGCAGAUCAGUUAAUAAACCGGGUGGAGUAUAUGCACUCAAAGGCUUUUCUUCAUCGCGAUAUAAAACCAGAUAAUUUUCUUAUGGGCCUUGGCCAUAAAGCAAAUCAGGUUUAUAUUAUUGAUUAUGGUCUCGCAAAGAAGUACAGGGAUUUCCAAACUCAUAAGCACAUACCUUACAGGGAGAAUAAGAACCUUACAGGAACUGCAAGAUAUGCAAGUGUUAAUACACAUAUAGGGAUUGAGCAAAGCCGAAGAGAUGAUUUGGAAUCUCUUGGUUACGUGCUUAUGUAUUUUUUAAGAGGAAGCCUUCCUUGGCAAGGGCUUAAAGCUGGCAAUAAAAAGCAAAAGUAUGACAAAAUUAGUGAGAAGAAAGUGAUAACCUCUGUGGAGGCACUUUGCAAGUCAUUUCCCUCAGAAUUUACAUCUUAUUUCCACUACUGUCGAUCCUUGCGUUUUGAGGACAAGCCGGAUUAUUCAUACUUGAGGAGGCUAUUCCGUGAGCUAUUUAUUCGAGAAGGGCAUCAAUUUGAUUAUGUUUUUGACUGGACCAUAUUGAAAUAUCCUCAGAUGGGCGCUAGACCUCGAUUGCGUCAAGUGAAUGAUAGGAGUGGAGCUAUUGCUCCAUUCCCUGAAAGGCCAGAAGGAACUUCAGGACCUGUUGUGCGUGAUAGAUUCUCAGGUGCCAUUGAAGCAUUUGCUUGGAUGAAUGCCUCAGGCUCUGGUCAUCAAGGCGAAAAUUCCAAGCGCAAAUCUCCUAAUCAUGUCCUCUUUUCGUCAAAGCAAGCUGUUGAUCCUGAGAAAACACGACCAUCAUCGCGCAAUGGAAGCACUUCAAGGAGGGCUGCUGUGUCAAGCAGCAGACCCAGUUCUAUCGAACCUAGCAACGCCCAUAACGGCAGAAUAAGUGGGAUAUUUUCAAGUGGCAGCCGACCAUCUAGUAGUCAUCAAAGAGUUCAACAGCCUGCAGUGGAUUCUAGGCCAUCAUCCAUCUCCAGAUCAGCUGCUGUUAGAGGUACUCGCAACGAAUCUUUUCUACGCAGCUUCGACCUCCUCUCUCUCGGUACUGAGAAGGCAAGAAGUGGAAGUAAACAGAAAGCAAAGCAAACUCCUUUCCUUCUGCCAUAAGAUGUACCUUCAAAGAUUCCCUGAGUUACAAUAGUGCUCCACACCUUUUAUGGUGAUGCCUUUGAGCACAUUGUUUCCUGCCUGAUGGCAAGUUACAAACUUCGGAAACAUUCCGACUGAGACUAGUAAGCAAAUUAAUGCACAAUGUUGGCGAUCUUGGGCAAUAAAGCGCCUAAGAGCCAGUGAUAUCGUGUUCUUAUAUUGUUGUUUUUAAGAGUAAUAUAUUAAUAUUAGGAUAUCUUGGCUA